AUGGCACCCCUCGCACACGCUUCCCGCACCUGCCUGCGGCAACUGGCGCGCAGCACCCCGUCCGCCACGGCUGCUCGCGCCCUCAGCACCUCGGCCGCCCGGAACGACGCCACGGCCACGAGCUACUCGAGCCCCUUCAAGGGCGCCCAGAAGGGCAACCAGAUCCCCGACUUCAGCAAGUACAUGAGCAAGGGCUCCGCCUCCAGCAACCAGCUUUUCGGAUACUUCAUGGUCGGCACCAUGGGCGCCAUCACCGCCGCCGGCGCGAAGUCCACCGUCCAGGAGUUCCUCGUCAACAUGUCCGCCUCCGCCGAUGUUUUGGCCAUGGCCAAGGUCGAGGUCGACCUCAGCGCCAUCCCUGAGGGCAAGAACGUCAUCAUCAAGUGGAGAGGCAAGCCCGUCUUCAUCCGCCACCGCACCCAGGCCGAGAUCGACGAGGCCAACAAGAUCAACGUUGCCUCCCUCCGUGACCCCCAGUCCGACGACGACCGUGUCAAGACCCCCGAGUGGCUUGUCAUGUUGGGUGUCUGCACGCACUUGGGUUGUGUCCCCAUCGGCGAGGCCGGUGACUACGGUGGUUGGUUCUGCCCCUGCCACGGUUCUCACUACGACAUCUCCGGCCGUAUCAGAAAAGGACCCGCCCCCCUCAACCUCGAGAUCCCCGAGUACGACUUCCCCGAGGAGGGCAAGCUGGUCAUCGGUUAA
Messenger RNA from Colletotrichum karsti, 705 nucleotides. RefSeq names its product cytochrome c reductase iron-sulfur subunit. Bases 1 to 705 code for a protein of 234 amino acids. NCBI's taxonomy places the organism in Eukaryota, Fungi, Ascomycota, Sordariomycetes, Glomerellales, Glomerellaceae. The transcript is spliced from 4 exons. The record is from RefSeq and is a predicted model, not a curated record. Gene Ontology annotation, biological process: mitochondrial electron transport, ubiquinol to cytochrome c. Gene Ontology annotation, molecular function: quinol-cytochrome-c reductase activity; 2 iron, 2 sulfur cluster binding. Gene Ontology annotation, cellular component: membrane.